Molecule: messenger RNA, 7572 nt
Organism: Poecile atricapillus (Black-capped chickadee)
Lineage: Eukaryota; Metazoa; Chordata; Aves; Passeriformes; Paridae
Gene: PTCH1
Product: patched 1
Exons: 23
Coding region: 501-4376 (1291 amino acids)
Biological process (GO): smoothened signaling pathway
Cellular component (GO): plasma membrane
Molecular function (GO): smoothened binding; hedgehog family protein binding; hedgehog receptor activity
Source: RefSeq, a predicted model, not a curated record
GAACGGCUACCAACAGGUACACCUUGACCCCGUGUUCGUGCUCGAGGGUGGCUGCUCGGCAGGGCCGCCGGGUAAAGGGCCCUGCCGGAAGGAUGCCUGUUUGAGCUGCUCGCGGCGCUCCAUCCUUCCUCCGGGGACUGCGCCCCGAGGGACACGAGCUGUCCCGCUCGUGGGAGGGCUGAGGGGCUCUCCCCACUUCUGCCGGCUGCCGCAGCCCCCAACUACUGACCUCUUCUUGCUUUUCAGGGGGGAAGGCGACGGGACGGAAAGCGCCGCUGUGGCUGCGAGCAAAGUUUCAGAGACUGUUGUUUAAACUGGGCUGUUACAUUCAGAAAAACUGCGGGAAGUUUUUGGUUGUCGGCCUCCUGAUAUUUGGGGCUUUCGCUGUAGGAUUAAGGGCAGCUAAUCUCGAGACCAACGUGGAGGAGCUGUGGGUGGAAGUUGGUGGACGAGUGAGUCGGGAGUUAAAUUACACACGGCAGAAGAUUGGAGAAGAAGCCAUGUUCAACCCCCAGCUCAUGAUCCAGACUCCACAGGAAGAUGGUGCUAAUGUACUAACAACAGAAGCACUACGACAGCACCUUGAGUCUGCACUUCAGGCCAGCAGAGUACAUGUCUAUAUGUACAACAGACAGUGGAAAUUGGAACAUUUAUGUUACAAAUCAGGAGAACUCAUCACAGAAGCAGGUUACAUGGACCAGAUCAUAGAAUAUCUUUAUCCUUGCUUAAUUAUCACUCCUUUGGACUGCUUCUGGGAGGGAGCAAAGCUACAAUCAGGAACUGCCUAUCUAUUAGGGAAGCCUCCUUUGCAAUGGAUCAACUUUGACCCCUUAGAAUUCUUGGAAGAGUUAAAGAAAAUAAACUACCAAGUGGAGAGCUGGGAAGAAAUGCUGAAUAAAGCAGAGGUUGGUCAUGGUUAUAUGGAUCGACCCUGCCUGAAUCCUGCUGAUCCUGAUUGCCCAAUCACAGCUCCCAAUAAAAAUUCCACCAAACCUCUUGAUGUAGCCCUUGUUUUGAGUGGUGGAUGCUAUGGACUAUCAAGGAAAUACAUGCAUUGGCAGGAGGAGCUGAUUAUAGGUGGUACAGUCAAGAACAGUUCUGGUAAACUUGUCAGUGCCCAGGCUUUGCAAACCAUGUUUCAGUUAAUGACCCCUAAGCAAAUGUAUGAGCAUUUCAAGGGGUAUGAAUAUGUUUCACAUAUCAACUGGAACGAGGACAAGGCAGCAGCAAUUCUGGAAGCCUGGCAGAGGAUGUAUGUUGAGGUUGUUCAUCAAAGUGUUGCACAAAACUCUACUCAGAAGGUGCUUUCCUUUACAACGACCACCCUAGAUGACAUCUUGAAGUCAUUUUCUGAUGUCAGUGCUAUCCGAGUAGCUAGUGGCUACUUACUAAUGCUUGCCUAUGCCUGUUUAACGAUGCUGCGGUGGGACUGUGCCAAGUCUCAGGGUGCUGUGGGGCUGGCAGGAGUCUUGUUGGUUGCACUCUCUGUGGCUGCAGGAUUGGGCCUGUGCUCAUUGAUUGGCAUUUCCUUUAAUGCUGCCACAACUCAGGUUUUGCCUUUUCUUGCUCUUGGAGUUGGUGUAGAUGAUGUUUUCCUUCUGGCACAUGCAUUUAGUGAAACAGGACAGAAUAAGAGAAUUCCGUUUGAGGACAGAACAGGUGAAUGUCUGAAGCGAACAGGAGCAAGUGUAGCCCUUACAUCUAUCAGCAAUGUUACUGCUUUCUUUAUGGCUGCCUUAAUUCCUAUUCCAGCUUUAAGAGCAUUUUCUCUCCAAGCAGCAGUUGUGGUGGUGUUCAAUUUUGCUAUGGUUCUGCUGAUUUUCCCUGCUAUCCUGAGCAUGGACCUUUAUCGUCGAGAAGACAGGAGACUAGACAUAUUUUGCUGUUUUACAAGCCCGUGUGUCACUAGAGUGAUUCAGGUUGAGCCCCAAGCGUACGUGGAAAAUGACAAUACUUGCUACAGUCCUCCACCCCCGUACAGCAGCCACAGUUUUGCACAUGAAACUCAGAUUACAAUGCAGUCCACAGUGCAGUUGCGCACAGAAUAUGAUCCUCACACGCAGGUGUACUACACCACAGCAGAGCCUCGCUCAGAAAUAUCUGUGCAGCCAGUGACAGUGACACAAGAUAAUCUGAGCUGCCAGAGCCCAGAAAGCACAAGCUCGACAAGGGAUUUACUUUCCCAGUUUUCAGACUCCAGUAUACAUUGCCUUGAGCAACCCUGUACGAAGUGGACACUCUCAUCUUUUGCAGAAAAGCAUUAUGCUCCAUUCCUCCUGAAACCAAAAGCUAAGAUUGUGGUUAUUUUUCUUUUUUUGGGUUUACUUGGGCUCAGCCUUUAUGGAACUACCCGAGUGAGAGAUGGACUAGAUCUCACAGACAUUGUACCACGGGAAACACGGGAAUAUGACUUUAUUGCUGCACAGUUCAAGUACUUUUCAUUCUACAACAUGUACAUUGUGACACAGAAAGCAGACUACCCAAAUGUCCAGCACUUACUUUAUGAACUUCACAGAAGUUUCAGCAAUGUGGCGUAUGUCUUGUUGGAAGAGGAUAGGCAGCUCCCCAAAAUGUGGUUGCACUACUUUCGAGACUGGCUGCAAGGACUUCAGGAUGCAUUUGACAGUGACUGGGAAACUGGGAAGAUUACUUACAACAACUAUAAAAAUGGUUCUGACGAUGCUGUUUUGGCUUACAAACUCUUGGUACAAACAGGCAACCAUGCAAAGCCCAUUGACAUCAGCCAGUUGACUAAACAGCGUCUGGUGGAUGCAGAUGGAAUCAUUAACCCAAAUGCUUUCUACAUCUACCUGACAGCCUGGGUUAGCAACGACCCUGUGGCCUAUGCUGCCUCACAAGCCAACAUCCGCCCGCACCGCCCGGAGUGGGUCCACGACAAAGCAGACUACAUGCCAGAAACGCGGCUAAGGAUUCCAGCAGCCGAGCCCAUAGAAUAUGCUCAGUUUCCUUUCUACCUCAAUGGAUUGCGUGAAACUUCUGACUUUGUGGAGGCUAUUGAGAAAGUGAGAGCUAUCUGUAAUAACUACACCAGCCUGGGGAUCUCCAGCUACCCGAAUGGUUACCCAUUUCUGUUCUGGGAGCAGUACAUUGGACUUCGUCACUGGCUCCUCUUAUCCAUUAGCGUGGUUUUAGCUUGCACGUUUCUGGUGUGUGCCCUCUUCCUCCUAAACCCCUGGACAGCUGGGAUCAUUGUGGUGGUGCUGGCUCUGAUGACUGUGGAGCUGUUUGGCAUGAUGGGUCUGAUUGGAAUAAAGCUGAGUGCAGUGCCUGUGGUUAUCCUGAUUGCUUCUGUUGGCAUUGGUGUGGAAUUCACUGUUCACGUUGCUUUGGCGUUUUUAACUGCCAUAGGAGACAGGAACCAUAGGGCUGUGCUUGCAUUGGAACACAUGUUUGCACCAGUGCUGGAUGGGGCCGUGUCCACUCUGCUUGGGGUGUUAAUGCUUGCAGGAUCAGAGUUCGAUUUUAUUGUCAGGUAUUUCUUUGCUGUUUUGGCAAUCCUAACCAUUCUGGGAGUUCUCAAUGGAUUGGUGCUGCUUCCUGUUCUUCUCUCAUUCUUUGGACCAUACCCUGAGGUGUCUCCAGCCAAUGGACAGGACAGAUUGCCCACACCAUCUCCUGAGCCACCCCCCGGUACUGUGAGGUUUGCACUGCCACCUGGCCACACAAAUAAUGCUUCGGAUUCCUCUGAUUCUGAGUACAGCUCUCAAACCACAGUGUCUGGCAUCAGUGAAGAGCUGCAUCAGUAUGACGCCACACGAGGCCCUGGGGCACCAGUUCACCAAGUAAUAGUGGAAGCGACUGAGAAUCCUCUCUUUGCAAGAUCCACUGUGGUUCAGCCGGAAGCAAGGCAUCAGCCGAGUCCUAGGCUGCAGUCGAAUCCAGAGCCCAGCACGCAGCAGCCGUGGCAUCAGGGCAGACAGCCCAAAAGGGAAGCGAGGGAAGGGCCGCGACCACCUCCUCACCGCCCUCGCAGGGAUGCUUUUGAAAUUUCUACCGAAGGGCACUCGGGACCCAGCAACCGGGAUCGCUUGGGCCACAAGGCUCGUUCCCACAGCAUGAGAAGCCCGGCAUUCGGGGCGGCGGGCGCCGCGGGAGCAGCCUACUGCCAGCCUAUCACUACUGUGACUGCCUCGGCCUCGGUCACUGUUGCUGUCCACCCUGCCCUGCACAGCCACAGCUCCCGGGGAGCGAGCUUUCCAUCCUUCGAGGGACACCAUGAAGCUGGCCAUGCACCGUUUGAGGACCCCCAUGUGCCUUUUAAUGUGAGGUGUGAAAGAAGAAAUUCUAAAGUAGAAGUAAUAGAACUGCAAGAUGUUGAAUGUGAGGAAAGGAUACCUGGCAACAGCUCACAAUAAGGGUAAUAACUGAAGCAAAGAAGAGGCCAAAGAUGGAAAACUGUAUUCCAGAACUGCUUGAAGAGAAGAACUGCUUGAAGUUGUAGAAAAGGACAUGCUGCAUCAGGACAACAGUUCACUGUUACUGUAACCUAUUGUAUUAUUUUGUUAAAUAUUUCUUUUAAGUAUUUAAAAGAUGUACACAUAUGUAAUAUACAAAAGAAUGAUGUAAAGUAGUAUAAUCUGGAGUAAUUUGCCUUUGGGCAAUAGAAUGGGGACAAUAUUGUGUGCUCUUUGUACUUUUUGUACAUUGAUAUCUGUGCCACAACUAAGCUUAAUCUAGUUCUAAAUUUCAGCAUAAGUUGCUGCUGCUUAAAUAUUUUAUAAUUUACUUGUAUAAUUCUAUGCAAAUAUUGCUUAUGUAAUAGGAUUUUUUAAAGGUACAUGUCUGUUUAAAAUAUUUUAAGUUUGCGUAUCACAACCCUGUGGUAGUAUGAAAUGUUACUGUUAACUUUCAAACACGCUAUGCGUGGUAAUUUUUAAAAUAAGCAAAUAUGAAGAAAAGCAAGUUAAUCUGGGAGGCUUAAAUAGACUUAGCUAUGUGCAGGUUUUGUUGUAUGUGUCCAAGUGUGCGCCUGGAAAUACGCAUGCUUUUGUGUGUAUGUUCCUGGUGCACUGUAGUUUCUCUUUUACUGUAGGUUAACACUUGGUGGGUUUACAAACCCACUGAUGCUGAUGUGAGUCUGGCUUUCCCUGUUAGAAGGCACUAGUGAAAACUCUGUUGUUGUUUACCAAUAUAUACAACUAUAGACUGCCAUCAUCAAAGGCCCAACUCAAAUACUAGAGAAGAGAGGGAGUUGAGGUUUGGAAUUAUGUUUCUGUUCCCAAACCCUUUGUGACUUGGUCCACAUGACUUUGGUCAAGUCACUUAACUGCCCCAUGCCUCAGUUUCUCGUUCUGUAAAAUGGUUAUAAUUACACUUACCUACCUCCCAGGAAUGUUGUGAGGCUUAAUUACUGUUCAUAUAGUGCUUUGAUUUUUUUUUUUUCCUCGCAAAACAUGCCAGGUAAGUGCAAGCACUAUAACCAUUAUUUUUUCACUUCCAAAGGUGCUGGAUAGUGAGAGGUGCUGGUGGUUACAGAAAUACAACAAGCAUCUGCCUUAUUUUGAUACUGUUAAUUGUGAAUGGCAUUAGAAGCUGAAUAAUGAAUUGUUUGAUGGUGAGCCACAGCUUAGCUGAGUCAUUACAGGAUUGAAAGCAUCUUUGGUAACCUUAUUUUCAUGGCAGGAAGGAGUUAAUAGUAAGUGAUAAAAAUCAAAUGGAAGGAAUUAAAAAAAAAUAAAAAAAGUAUAUUCAUCUUUUAAAUAUAAAUGGCUUUCUGGUGGGCCAGGACGGUAAAGACACGUACGGCCUGGGUAGUUCUUUUCUCUAUUGUUUGUGUUUUCCCAUGCUGCAUUGGCACUUUUAAUUAUAACAGCUAAACUGGGAUAUCUUUGUGAAACUAAUUUAGCUUUUUUGUACUAUUAUUUUUAAACUCAAAGGGGAUUGCUGCAGGUGAAGGGUCUGGAAAAACACUACAAUCUGUGUUCCAGUUGGAAACAAACCCUAGGAACGAAGAACCUUACUUUAAAAUAAUGCAACACAAGUUUUCAUUAUCUCUGUCUUCUUUUUUCAUCUUUUGUUUGCCCUUCACCAAGCUGGUUUUUUAGAGCAGGUAGAUGUUCAAUUUUGUAUUCAGAGCCAAACACAACCAGUAUUCAGUUUCUAAACACAGCAGUGGUGGGGCUUUUCUUUAUAUAUACCUGAACAGCAGUGGCCAAUUCUUUGAUGGGAAAGUGUUUUUCUCCAGUGGCUUCAGGGAGUCUAUCUUUGCCCACAGACCUUGCCAGCAAAACGAAUGGGGAUAAUUAGAAUGCACAGAUUUCCAUGCCUUUUUUGCUCACUUGAAAACACUUUGAUAUGAGGCACUUGUUUACAGAUCUCCAAUGUGAACGCUCGAAGAGCAGGUGGUGAGAGCCUGGUGUCAUUCCCGUGAUACAUAAGCUACUGUUUCAGUGCACACCAAGGGUUAAUGUCGCAACUGCCUACUGGUCCAGUUCACUGUCUAACAGGAAAAGUCUUGAUGACAAAAAGAUGAGGGGCCCCAAUUUAGCACUAGCAGCAUAGUGACCUCAGAUCAUACAAUCUCUGCAACAAAACUGUAUGAUACUAAUGGGAAGCUACCUUCAACCACCAAGCUUGUGCACCCACGUGUCAGAGGUUGGCAAGGCUCCCACUGGCACCACUCCGUGCUGCAGGCUGCCUUGCUUCCUGCUCUUCCUCAGGAGGGAAGGGGCCCAGGGCAAGCUGCAGUGUCUCCCACCUGCCCCUGCCCAAGUCUUCCUGCGUGCUUGUGUGUGGGUGAGCUGUCUGCUGCUUUGUGCACAAUGUAGACCUUCUUCUUCGAUAGUCACAUUGGCAAGGGGAGAACUCAGUGGCUGGCAACAUUUAUUUUGUUUUGGUUUUGUUUCUUAACUUUUUUAAUCAUGGGUGAUAUUUAUAUUUUUGUACCAUAAGAAUGUUUUUCUUACAGUAUUUGUCAUGCCAGUUUAUAACAAACAAAAUGCAGGGAUUUUAUUUCUAUUGGAAACACUAUUACAGUUAUGUUUUUACUGUUUAAUGGAUUUUUAUUUGUAUAGAGUGCUUACUAAUGUUAAAUAGGAAAGAGUAUAUAACAUUUACAUUAUGGACUCAUUCUAGCUGUUAGUGUAAGGAGUAAAAAGGAAAAAAAAAAUAUUCAAACUGGGUCUCAUUGCCUGCCUGUUUGGUAGGAGUGGGUUUGUGUCAUUUCAGUUACAAAGAUAAAAUUAUGCCAUAUAAUUUAUUUAUAUGAAAAUUUAUUUUUGUAGUGUACAUAUUAGUCAUCAAGUCUUUUGACAGAAGUAUAUUUUUAAAGAGUUUAUAUGUAAUGAUGAUACCAUUAUGAUUUAGAACACUGCUGAGAUACAAUUACAGUGCACACUUUUCCUUGUAAACCCCCUGGAGAAAAUAAAGUGUUUAACAGUGUUAAGAGAGAAAGAGAGUGUGAAUAUUCAUACAAUUCUGAACUGUGUUUUAGUUACCAUUUGUGAUCUAGUGGUUCUCAUUUUAAGCUUUGAAUGGAAAUUGUACAAACUCUCUAAAUAUUAAUGUUCAAACACUGAUAGAAAUUCUAACACAAAUAAAAAAAUUAUAACU